Molecule: messenger RNA, 1239 nt
Organism: Nannospalax galili (Upper Galilee mountains blind mole rat)
Lineage: Eukaryota; Metazoa; Chordata; Mammalia; Rodentia; Spalacidae
Gene: Eif3h
Product: eukaryotic translation initiation factor 3 subunit H
Exons: 8
Coding region: 41-1099 (352 amino acids)
Cellular component (GO): cytosol; cytoplasm; eukaryotic translation initiation factor 3 complex
Molecular function (GO): metallopeptidase activity; protein binding; translation initiation factor activity
Source: RefSeq, a predicted model, not a curated record
GGCGCCUCACGCUUCUCUUUCUUCCGGUCUGGCUGGAAACAUGGCGUCCCGCAAGGAAGGCACCGGCUCCGCCGCCACCUCCUCUGGCCCCGCCAGCGGCGCUGUGGGCAAAGGCAAGGGCAAAGGCGGCCCCGGGGACUCGGCCGUGAAGCAGGUGCAGAUCGACGGGCUGGUAGUAUUAAAGAUAAUCAAACAUUAUCAAGAAGAAGGACAAGGAACUGAGGUGGUUCAAGGAGUGCUUUUGGGUCUGGUUGUAGAAGAUCGCCUAGAAAUUACCAAUUGCUUUCCGUUCCCCCAGCACACGGAGGAUGAUGCUGACUUUGAUGAAGUCCAGUAUCAGAUGGAAAUGAUGCGCAGCCUUCGCCAUGUGAACAUUGAUCACCUCCAUGUGGGCUGGUACCAGUCCACGUACUAUGGCUCAUUUGUCACCCGGGCGCUUCUGGAUUCCCAGUUCAGUUACCAGCAUGCCAUUGAGGAAUCUGUUGUUCUCAUUUAUGAUCCUAUAAAAACUGCCCAAGGGUCUCUCUCACUGAAGGCGUACAGACUGACCCCUAAACUGAUGGAAGUUUGUAAAGAGAAGGACUUUUCCCCUGAAGCAUUGAAAAAGGCAAGUAUCACCUUUGAGCACAUGUUUGAGGAAGUGCCGAUUGUAAUUAAAAAUUCACAUCUGAUCAAUGUCCUGAUGUGGGAGCUGGAGAAGAAGUCAGCUGUGGCAGAUAAACAUGAACUGCUCAGUCUUGCCAGCAGCAAUCACCUGGGGAAGAAUCUACAGUUACUGAUGGACCGAGUGGAUGAAAUGAGCCAGGACAUAAUCAAAUACAACACGUACAUGAGGAACACGAGUAAACAGCAGCAGCAGAAACAUCAGUAUCAGCAGCGUCGCCAGCAGGAGAAUAUGCAGCGCCAGAGUCGAGGGGAACCCCCGCUUCCUGAGGAGGACCUGUCCAAACUCUUCAAGCCUCACCAGGCCCCUGCCAGGAUGGAUUCCCUGCUCAUUGCAGGCCAGAUUAACACUUACUGCCAGAACAUCAAGGAGUUCACUGCCCAGAACUUAGGCAAACUCUUCAUGGCUCAGGCUCUUCAAGAAUACAACAACUAAAUUUCCAGGAAAAGUUGGAGUGGACUCUUGGGAGAGCACCAAGGCGACUCUUGGAAGAAAUGCAUUUCCAUACUGAAAAACAGAGACGAUUCUUUAAUGUCAUCACUGUAAUGUUUUUCUAGCCAAUAAUAAAAUAAAAC